CUUUGAUAUCGUCCACAAUUUUUGUUUAUCUGCAUAACACAUAACAAAGUAAAGUCCUAUGUAGGAGGGGCUUUUUUGACUUAUUUUUUAAGAAUCUCCGUCAUCAUUGUGUGCAGUGCAUUUAACAAAGCGAAUAUUCAUGAUAAAGUACUUGAAGUCAGCGUUAUUUUCGGUAUAGCUUUGUCUUCUACGUAAAGGUAGAUCGUUCAUUUGAACCUUUGAAGUUUGACUAUUCUGCUCUGUACUACAUUUGUAUCUGUAUUUUAAAGCUUAAUCUCGGUAUCUAUCCAAUUUAAAGUGUAGUGAAAAGUCGUAACUCAUAUCUCAAGUUUAUUGAUUAAGUUAAAAGCUUUUAUAUCAAAUCAAAUAAAUGCUUUUUAUUUCCUUAGUGCAUUUCAAUGAGUUGGCAUCAGCCUGGUCUUGAUAUUAGUGCUGCUCCUUUACACCAACUUACACCUCAUAACCUCUUAUCAAAUGAAUAUCUUUCUGGAUUUGAUCAAAGUUCUGGUGGUAUUGAUUCGGAAAACGCACUUUUGACAGAACAGCGUGCACAGUUAACAGGAAGAGAACUUCAACAACUUCUUAGUGUUGCUCAUCAAAGCUUAGACGAAGCUCAAGAAAGAAAACAGUCACUAAACAGUCAUAGGUUAAAGCCUGCUCUCUACAGUGUGUUUUGUGAAAUCAAGGAAAAGACAGCCCUAAGUUUGAGGAACUCAGCUGUCUCUGCCGUAGAAGAUGAAGCUAAUUCACCAGACCCACAGCUUUUACGCCUGGAUAAAAUGUUAGUUGCUGAAGGUGUAACAGGACCUGGUGGUAGUCUGAAUAAUGAUCUAAGUGACGGUCCUGGAGAUUUGGUCGGUGGACCCGGUAUCGGUUUAGGACCUGGCGGUGGGCCUGGUGAUUGUAAUCAAAUUGAACAUGCUGAUUAUCGCGCCAAAUUGUCCCAGAUUCGUCAGAUAUAUCAUGCAGAACUGGAAAAAUAUAAAAACGCAUGUGAUGAAUUUACUGGACAUGUCAUCAAUUUAUUACGUGAACAAAGUCGCAGUCGCCCUAUAAGCCCAGCAGAAAUCGAACUUAUGGUUGGCAUAAUUCGACGGAAAUUUCGAGCUAUUGAAACGCAGCUGAAACAAAGUACUUGUGAGGCAGUUAUGAUAUUACGAUCUCGGUUUUUGGAUGCUAGACGUAAACGUCGAAAUUUCAGUAAAGAAGCUACUGAAGUACUGAAUGAAUAUUUCUAUUCUCAUUUGGCUAAUCCAUAUCCUUCAGAAGAAGCGAAAGAAGAAUUAGCCAAAAAAUGUGGGAUAACUGUUUCACAAGUCUCUAAUUGGUUUGGAAACAAACGUAUUCGGUAUAAGAAGAACAUUGUAAAAGCUCAAGAAGAAGCAAAUAUGUACGCUGCGGCGACAGCCGCAGCAGCUGCUGCCGCUGGAUCUGUUGCAUCUGGGACUGGUGGUCCGACAUCAUCUGAUGAACAUUCUGUUGGAUAUGGUCAUCCUGGCUAUGAAUAUGAUGAUUCUAUGGGCCUUCAAAGACCUAUUCCUCAAAUGUCCUGUCCACCUGAUCAUGACACUUGGAUGGGUGGAGGAACUGGAGUUCUUGGGCCGGGUAGUUUGGAUGAACCUGACUGCAAACGCAGUAAACUCUGAGUAUGUUUACCUGUAUGAGACAAGCUGUUCAAAUAACUCCAUUCGCUAUAUUUCACAGCUGAUGAAUUCAACUUGAAUAAACUUAUUUAAUAAGUAUAUAUAUAUAUAUAUAUAUGCUGCAUCUGUUGGUUCAUGUUACAUAUUUUGUUAGUUGUGUAUUCAUUUAAAACGUGUACUCUGUAGAGGAAAUAAUACUGAUGUUUAUGCAAUUAACCCAUGCAUACAUAUAAGCAGCUAUGUGUAUUGUUAUAGGUUGAAUGUUUCGGCUUUUUCUUGCCUUUUAUUCUAUUCCUUUUUUCUUGUAUUUUAUUCUUUCAUAUAUUUAUUUAAUAAUGUUCGUAAUUUCUCAAUGGUUAAUGCCUUUACCACUAUCAUGGUUCUUUUUUUACGAUAUAAAUAUUAAACCAAUUGUAUUCCCUUUUGUCUUCAUAAUGAUUUGAACGAAUUCGGUUUUUUUGUUAAUCAUAUUACUUCACCAUUUUAAACAGUAAAACCAUAAUAAGACUGUCAAUCUUAAUUGAUGUUGUCUUUGUCGUUGUUUCUUUUUGAUCACCCAUCUUUUACACACCAUCCCUAUCUCUCCGGUGAGAGAGUGUGUGAAAGUAUAUCAAAUUUCUUUCUGUUUCCACUUUCCCAUUACUUGCCUUUGGUGUUUUGUCGUUUAAAUGGUUGAUUUCUUGUUUUUAGGAUUUUACUUCAUUUAUCUAUUAACUUUUCUAUUCGCUCACCUUCUUUUUUACUUCAUUUUUAUCAUUCUGUAAAGUAUGGAUAUGUAUGUUUCAGGAUUGUAUCGUAAGGUGGGUUUUCUCUUUUAUUUUAUUUCAUCUCAAUAAAGCGAGUUACUUUCCUAGUUUUGUGAAUAUUUAAAGUAGUGAUUGACACACUUUAUGUUUGAAUUCCGCCUUAUCUACUGUGGUGUAUG
Schistosoma turkestanicum is the source of this 2568-nucleotide messenger RNA. The record is from the annotation of a GenBank genome assembly. Lineage: Eukaryota; Metazoa; Platyhelminthes; Trematoda; Strigeidida; Schistosomatidae.